AUGCUGAAGGUGUUAAAUGAGACACAUUUAAGCAGCAAUGUUUGUGUUAAUCACAACAUAUCUUUAGUACCUAAUUUGUCUGGUACCUUACCCAGGGAAAUUAUUAAGAAUGUGCCGUACGAAAAAGGAUGCUUGCUGUUGGAUCAUUUACAACGUCUUUUAGGAUAUAAAAAUUUACAUCUUAUUAAAUGUUAUCAUGUAACUCGCUUCUAUGAAUAUCAGACUAAUGAUUUUAAGAGACAUCUGUAUCAUACUUUUCUUGUUGAUAUGCAGGUGUUAGAAAUUGUAGAUUGGGAAAUGUGGUUCAAAGAACAAAAUUUACCAUUGCAUCACAUGUUCUCCGACAUACAAAUUAAUAGUUACUAUGAUGGGGAAACAUUCAUCAAAGAAGAGUCAAAAGAUAUUUUGCAAUCUAUAAUGAAGAGGCACUUAAACGACUCUGCAUUUAGAAAAAUAACAUUUAUAAGCUAUUUGAGUUGGAAUGUAUUCCGUAUAGUUCCAGAUCUACAAGUUAUCUAUGUUGCAACGUGCGUAUUUGUCGAACGUGGAGUGUCGAAACACGGUAACUAUGCUCAUCCAUGUUCAGAUGGUACCCUAGAAGCACAGUUUCUUUGGCUGCGCUCGUGCAUUAGAAGUAGAUGGGGUCCAAUUAUCGAAGACGCUUUACAGUUCGCCUCCGACAACUUAUCUAUGUCAUAUUAUGUUUGCUCAAUAAUUCGUGCUAUUUACGAAUGGAUACCAAUGCGUCAUCACUUGGUGUCAUGGAUUGAGACGAACCAGUCGAAAAUGCAUGCAGAAACUAUACAAAACUUGGAACUCGCUCUUAAAGUUAAAUUAGACAAUUUGUCUACAUAA
Molecule: messenger RNA, 855 nt
Organism: Vollenhovia emeryi
Lineage: Eukaryota; Metazoa; Arthropoda; Insecta; Hymenoptera; Formicidae
Product: leukotriene A-4 hydrolase-like
Exons: 4
Coding region: 1-855 (284 amino acids)
Biological process (GO): peptide catabolic process
Cellular component (GO): cytosol
Molecular function (GO): epoxide hydrolase activity; aminopeptidase activity
Source: RefSeq, a predicted model, not a curated record